AUGAGUGAGAACAGGCUUUUCAGAUUCUCGAAGCCAGAAUGGUUGAAUAACCCCAACCUGAGGACUGCAGGCGUCUAUCUUGCUGGCGCAUUAUUCUCGUUGGGAUUCUUCUUCUUCAUUGAUGCCUCCGCUUUCUCUCACUCCUCUAAGAAUGGAUCUGCUGUGCACAUUCGGUUUGUGGAUUGGAUCCCGGGGAUAUGCUCAGCCCUCGGCAUGCUGGUCAUAAAUUCAAUAGAGAAGACAAGGUUGAGUGCAGACAGCUACAGUUAUUCAGGAACAGGAGUCGCUUGGAAGGCUAGACUGGUGCUCUUCUUGGGCUUUGCUUUGAUGGCAGGUGGUCUAGCAGGGUCGGUCGCGGUCAUGGUACUUAAAUAUGUGGUUCCUCAGUAUCCAUGGCCAACUUUAUACUUCGGAGUUGCAAACGUCAUUGCAAACGGGUUGAUAAUGCUAAGUUCUGUCAUUCUGUGGGUGUCACAAAACAUGGAGGAUGAUUAUACGUAUAGUCUCGCCUUGUAG
Bacidia gigantensis is the source of this 516-nucleotide messenger RNA. RefSeq lists its product as uncharacterized. The coding region runs from base 1 to 516 and encodes 171 amino acids. Gene Ontology annotation, biological process: protein targeting to vacuole; late endosome to vacuole transport via multivesicular body sorting pathway. Gene Ontology annotation, cellular component: fungal-type vacuole membrane; Vps55/Vps68 complex. The record is from RefSeq and is a predicted model, not a curated record. NCBI's taxonomy places the organism in Eukaryota, Fungi, Ascomycota, Lecanoromycetes, Lecanorales, Ramalinaceae. The transcript is spliced from 4 exons.